Messenger RNA from Neolamprologus brichardi, 1531 nucleotides. RefSeq names its product G protein signaling modulator 1a (gene gpsm1a). Gene Ontology annotation, biological process: establishment of mitotic spindle orientation. NCBI's taxonomy places the organism in Eukaryota, Metazoa, Chordata, Actinopteri, Cichliformes, Cichlidae. The record is from RefSeq and is a predicted model, not a curated record. Gene Ontology annotation, molecular function: GDP-dissociation inhibitor activity; G-protein alpha-subunit binding. Gene Ontology annotation, cellular component: cell cortex.
GGCGGGGCUCUUCUCCUUUCAUUGUGUGAGUGUGUGUAUGCCCUUUUGUGCUUGCUUUAAAGUUUGUGUGGACUGGCUGGUAGAGAGACCUCACUCGAUGGAGGAGUAAGACGAAGAUCCCAGCAGCAGAGCGGCGUGACGACUGACGGGGUCGAAGACAGGAAGCUGGAAGUUGGAGGAAGUCUGUAAUGUAGAGGUUCACCGCGACAGCCUGAGGAGAACUCCUCCCUCAGCACCUCCAUCAUGACGGACAGACAACACCCAGGCGUGCCUUCCCCCUCGCUCUCUUCAAAUGUUCACCACAACGGCAGGAUUGGGGGGGCGGUGCCAAAAAGUCCCAUGACCCCUGAUCAAAAUGGUAGUCUGGAUCCAGGACCAGGAUCCCACAAUCCCAGUAAAGUCAGCAGCAGGACGCUGACCUCCACCUCACCCCUGAGGACCCUCAGGACUCUCGGAGGCCUCGUGAGUCCAGCAGGUCCCAGUCCUGAAGGCGGCACCGUCAGACCUCGGGGACAGAGCCUUAGCUCUGCACUCAGCUCCAGAAUGAGAAUCACGACCCCCCGAAGCAAGCGUAGGAGCAGCCAGCAGGGGGAGCCAGAGGCCCUGUUGGACCUGAUCCUGGAGUCUCAGUGUCAGAGGCUGGACGACCAGAGAGCCAGCGUCAGCCUGCUGCCCGACCCGGGACCAGCUGCUCUUUGUGGGGCCUGCAGUCCAGAUCAACCCCCUGUGCCCAGCCUGGACUUUUACUACAUGCUCAUACACUACCAGUCUGACAGGAUGGAGGACCAGAGGUGUUCCCUCCCGGACCUGGAUGACGUGCUCACUCCGGUUCCUGACGGUCAGGAGAACUUCUUCUCUUUGGUCCAGAGAGUCCAGUCCAGGAGGAUGAAUGAGCAGCGAGCUUCACUGCUGCUGAGGAACAGCGAGGAGGACCCGGACGCACAAUCUGCUAGCUCCUCCCUCCAUCGUCAUCAUCAUCAUCACUGAUGAAGCCCCAAGUCUGAUCGGGUGGAGCGACUGAACUAGUUCCCUUUAAGGAGUAGCAUUUGUUGUUGAGUGUGGCUCCUCAGACUGAAACCAGGACCGCAGUGGUCCUGGACGUGGGGCCAUGAGGGUUUCCGUCUGCACGUAGGACAAACUGCUGUCAGAAAUAACCUUAAUUUUUACUAACACACCUGUAACACAUGUCACAUGACCAGGAAUCACAGGUUGGUUUCUGUACGAAUGCUUGGACGGACUCUGAGGUUUGAUUUGAUGUUUGGAAGUUUGUUUUAAUCAAACUUCUGUGUGGAUGGGUAAGUGGGGCUGUGUGGGUGGGGCAAACCCGUGUUUAUCUCACACAGCGCCCGCAGCAUAUUUGCCCUUCAAGGCUAGUGGGGAUGCCGGUGUGGGCUUUCCCACAGGAAACCCACGUUAGUGGCCAAGAGAGGCAUGUUUGGUGGGGCAAGCUGAGGUUUGACUGCAUUAGAAGGUGAACAUGGGCAUCCCUGUGAUGCUGGAGUAGGGAAGGUGUCGUAGGGCGUGAGGCGUG